Messenger RNA from Alternaria burnsii, 1359 nucleotides. RefSeq lists its product as uncharacterized. The record is from RefSeq and is a predicted model, not a curated record. NCBI's taxonomy places the organism in Eukaryota, Fungi, Ascomycota, Dothideomycetes, Pleosporales, Pleosporaceae. The transcript has a single exon. Gene Ontology annotation, molecular function: DNA binding. The coding region runs from base 1 to 1359 and encodes 452 amino acids.
AUGGAGACCUACCACGGACAUGUCCGCACGCCUAACGAUGCCAUCAUCUUGUUUGAGGCCUGCCGCAUCGGCAUACUACCGCGAGUGCAGCGCCGCCUAUCCGAAAAGGAACGCCAGCAGAUCAAGUCUGGCUCAGUAUUUGUAUGGGACGAGCGCGAGGCUGGCAUGAGGCGGUGGACCGACGGAAAGUCAUGGAGUGCGAGUCGCGUGUCUGGCAGCUUCCUCACAUACCGGGAGAUGGAAGGCAAACGGGGGGGCAGCGCAGUACCCACAGCCCCCGUAGCUAAAAGAGCAAGUGGAAAGUCGCCAGACGGUUCCGGCUCCGGCGACUCAGAGGGCGAGGGACCCGACGGCUACCGGUACAAGCCUGAUGGUCUUAUGAAGCAGUCCUUCAGCAUAACCACCCAGAGCGGACAGCACCUCCACCUCAUCAGCUACUAUUCGCGAUCAAACUCCAACAACCUCCCACAGCCCACAAACGACGCGCAACUGCGACACAUCCGCCCACCAAAGAACAUGUACCCGGAAUCGGCAGUGAACGAAACCCAGACUGUACCUGCUGUCACUCGUGGUCCUAUGCCUGGCUCACCAUACAGCGCACCUGGACAUAGCAUGGCGCCUUCAUCGCCGUACACUCGCGGUGGUCCCGUCGCACCCAUGUAUGCGGUCCCAGUCUACCCUCCCACGCCGCCAAAUGGUACACCUCCGCUAUACUAUUCCCAGCAUCCUUACUUCUACCCGGGCGUUAUCUACGCGCAGCCCCAAUACCAUCCGCAACACGUCUUCGAUCGCCCACCCCCACCAAUCGCACACCCUCACGCUCCUCAAGGUCACCAUCCUAUGCUAAUGCAGCACCCCGCCUACGCCGCGCAUGCCGCACACGCUGCUCAACAAUACAUGGCGACACCACCCGUCCGCCAUCCCUCCACAGCUGAGCAGGCUCAACACCCACACCUUCAGCGCUCCAGUGCGCCUGCACCUCCUCCAGCGCCCGCACCAGCAAUUCCCGAGCAAGGCCCCCAGCUUCCUGCCAUUAACGGUGCUGCUGCUGCUGCUGCCGCCGCCGCAGGUGCGAACAAGCCACCGACUCCAGAGCCCUCAGACAAGUCAGAAUCACGAGCACCCGAGUCAAAUAGCGCAGCCCCAGCAGCACCAAGACCACUUCCUACAUUGGGAUCGCUCCUCAACGGCGAAAAUCAGGACAAGGAUAACCAAAACAACAGCCGUUCAGGCAGUCGCAGCCCUAACACUGCAACGAGGUUUCCCCGAGACUUGGCGCCGGAACGACUUGCUAAGAACAGCACUGCUGCAGAUAGCAGCGCGCUGAACAAGCUCAACAGCGUGUUCGUACGAUCAUAG